AUGUCCAAGGCACUCAUCAACCGUUCCCUCACGACCGUGAAAACCGAACUCGAGUUUCUUCUUGAUUCCGACGUGAUCACUCAAUCGUUUUAUGAUAGUGUGGUGAAAUCUUUGCCAGCAAAAUAUCAAGAAGGCACCCCAGCCGCCACUCUCCAAGGCUCCACCGCCAGUGCCAUCACUGAAGCUGCGACCAGUAGAGCUUCGGCUCCUACUUCGAACGCUCCUUCUCCUGCUCCUCCAAGCUACGCUUCGUCUGCUGGUCCUGAAGAAUGGGUUGAAGCGCUUUAUGAUUACGCUGCCCAACAACCAGAAGACCUCCCGCUUCGUGCCGGGGACCGUAUCAAGGUGAUUGAAAAACCAAAUCCAAACUGGAGCAAAGGAAUAUCUAAUGGACGUACCGGGAUGUUCCCAUCGAACUAUUGCAAACCUUCAUCUGCUCCAGAUGAGAAACACCGCGGUGCUGAUGAAAAAUACCAAUACAAUCAGCCACAGUAUCAACCACAAUAUCAACCGCAAUAUCAGCCACCACCACAACAACAAUACAGUCCAUCUCCUUUCCCUCCUGCUUCUACAAACUAUUAUCCGCAACCUCAACCCCAACAAGUCCAAGAACCACAACAACAACAACAACAACAACAGCCACAAGGCGAUGGUGUGGCAAAGAAAUUCGGUAAGAAGUUGGGUAAUGCAGCCAUUUUCGGUGCUGGGGCAACCAUUGGUUCUGAUCUUAUCAAUUCCAUCUUCUAG
Saccharomycopsis crataegensis is the source of this 747-nucleotide messenger RNA. RefSeq names its product SH3 domain-containing protein. Lineage: Eukaryota; Fungi; Ascomycota; Saccharomycetes; Ascoideales; Saccharomycopsidaceae. The transcript has a single exon. Gene Ontology annotation, molecular function: protein binding. Bases 1 to 747 code for a protein of 248 amino acids. The record is from RefSeq and is a predicted model, not a curated record.